Molecule: messenger RNA, 2888 nt
Organism: Erigeron canadensis
Lineage: Eukaryota; Viridiplantae; Streptophyta; Magnoliopsida; Asterales; Asteraceae
Product: triacylglycerol lipase SDP1
Exons: 3
Coding region: 216-2669 (817 amino acids)
Biological process (GO): lipid metabolic process
Molecular function (GO): triacylglycerol lipase activity
Source: RefSeq, a predicted model, not a curated record
AGUUUCAGUCUUUUUAUUCCAUCUGUUUAGUUCAAAUUUAGUAAAAUAUUGAUUCAGUUUAGCUUAAAGUUUUAAUCUUUUUAUGACCCAGAAAAUUUUUUCAUCAAAUUAGCUCAAAGUUAGUGAAUUUGCAAUUGUUUUGUGUUAAUAUUAUCUUAAUUUAUAGCAUUAUAUAGUCUAGUGGAUAGUUUUAGGAUUUAAGUUGUAGUUAAGAAAUGGAUAUAAGUAAUGACGCUGCAGUUGAUCGGUUUUCGAUCGGGCCAUCGACUAUAUUUGGUAGGACUAUUGCUUUUAGGGUUUUGUUCUGCAAGUCAAUGGUACAUUUAAGGCAUCAAAUGUAUCAUGUGUUGUUGUAUUACUUACUUAGGAUUAGGACAUAUGUUUCGGAUGUUGUUACACCGGUUAUAUCAUGGUUACACCCAAGAAACCCACAAGGGAUACUAGUGUUGGUGACUCUAAUAGCGUUUUUGCUUAAACGUUACACGAAUGUGAAAGUAAAGGCGGAAAUGGCGUAUAAAAGGAAGUUUUGGAGGAAUAUGAUGAGGGCUGCGUUAACGUAUGAGGAAUGGGCUCAUGCCGCUAAAAUGUUAGAUAAAGAAACGCCUAAAUUGAAUGAACAUGAUCUUUAUGAUGAAGAACUUGUGAGGAAUAAAUUUGAGGAACUUAGACAUAGGCGUCAAGAGUGUUCACUUAGAGAUAUUAUAUUCUGUAUGCGAGCGGAUUUGAUUAGAAAUCUUGGUAAUAUGUGUAAUCCUGAACUUCAUAAGGGUAGACAUCAAGUACCGAAACUCAUAAAGGAAUACAUUGAUGAGGUUACAAUGCAGUUGAGGAUGGUAUGUGAUUCGGAUUCUGAUGAGUUACUUUUAGAAGAAAAGCUUGCGUUUAUGCAUGAAACUAGACAUGCUUUUGGUAGAACGGCUUUGCUUUUGAGUGGUGGCGCAUCUCUUGGAGCUUUUCAUGUUGGUGUGGUGAAAACAUUGGUUGAACAUAAACUUAUGCCAAGAAUAAUUGCAGGGUCUAGUGUUGGCUCGAUAAUGUGUUCAGUUGUCGCGACCAGAUCUUGGCCUGAACUUCAAAGUUUCUUUGAAGAUUCGUGGCAUUCGUUGCAGUUCUUUGAUCAAAUGGGUGGGAUUUUCAAUGUUUUUAAGAGGGUUAUGACACAAGGAGCACUUCAUGACAUCAGACAUUUGCAAGUUUUAUUAAGAAACUUGACGAACAAUCUUACAUUUCAAGAAGCUUAUGAUAUGACAGGUCGUGUUCUUGGGAUAACUGUAUGUUCUCCAAGAAAACAUGAGCCCCCGAGAUGUCUAAACUACCUGACGUCACCUAACGUGGUUAUAUGGAGUGCUGUCACUGCUUCUUGUGCUUUCCCUGGUCUUUUUGAAGCUCAAGAGCUAAUGGCAAAGGAUAGAAGUGGAGAAAUUGUCCCGUAUCACCCGCCGUUUCAUUGGGGCCCUGAAGAAGCCAAUGGCACGUCUGUUAGGCGGUGGAGGGAUGGUAGCUUGGAGAUUGAUUUACCUAUGAUUCAAUUGAAAGAACUAUUUAACGUAAAUCAUUUCAUUGUAAGUCAAGCUAAUCCACAUAUUGCUCCUUUACUACGGAUAAAAGAGUUCAUAAGAGCAUAUGGAGGCAACUUUGCUGCAAAGCUUGCACAUCUUGUUGAGAUGGAGGUGAAACACCGAUGUAAUCAGGUAUUAGAACUUGGUUUUCCGUUAGGAGGACUGGCAAAGCUAUUUGCUCAAGACUGGGAAGGUGAUGUAACUGUCGUUAUGCCUGCAACCUUAGCUCAGUUAUCAAAAAUCAUACAGAAUCCAUCUCAUCUGGAGCUCCAAAAAGCUGCUAAUCAAGGUCGGAGAUGCACCUGGGAGAAGCUCUCUGCCAUAAAAGCCAAUUGCGGGAUUGAGCUUGCUCUUGACGAGUGUGUUGCCAUUCUCAAUCAUAUGCGUAGAUUGAAACGUAGUGCAGAAAGAGCAGCUGCAGCAUCUCAUGGUGCUCCAAACACGGGCCGGUUUAAUGCAUCAAAAAGAAUCCCUUCAUGGAACUGUAUAGCUCGAGAGAAUUCAACUGGUUCUCUUGAGGAAGACCUUGCAGAUGCUGCUUCUUCCUUCCACCAUGGUAAUAAGAGCUGGCGGCACCACCGGGUACAUGAUGGAAGUGAUAGCGAAUCCGAGGGUACCGAGUUAAACACAUGGACGAGAUCUGGUGGGCCGUUAAUGAGAACAACUUCUGCUGAUCAGUUCGUUGAUUUCGUUCAGAACCUUGAUACCGACUCGAAAAUGAACAAAAAUAUUAGAGCUUUUCAGAAUUUGCGGGUGAUACCACCCGAUAGAAUCUCUGAUCCCGAAACUGACCAAAGGGAGACCCCUAACAACAGAGUUCAUAACAGUAGCAGUAGUGGUAGCAUUACAGUUGCUGCAGGCGAUCUUCUGCAGCCAGAGAAGAUUCAUAACGGGAUUGUGUUUAAUGUAGUGAGGAAAGGUGACUUGACACCAUCAAACAGGAGCCAUGACUCGGUGAACAACUCACCAUCUAACUCUCUUGCUGAGUGUGUGCAACUCGACUCCCCAGAAAAGGACAUUGAUGCUAGCUCGACUUCUGAAUGCGGUGAACCUGAGGUUAGUUAUGAAUCAAUGGAUCCUUGCAGUCAUGUAGAUGAUGAUGAUCACUAAAAUGGUGUAGAUAUGAAAGUGUAGUAAGUUAGUAAUGCCCCUAACUCGAGUCCAAGUUUGCGCCAUUGAGCUGAGGGUAGGAGAGUAAGCAACAGGUCUAAUUUGUGGACUUGUCAUUAUAUUAUACUUAGGAAACAUAUAGAUGAAACUGUGAAUGCCUUAUUGUUUAAUUUGUAUUCUUCAAAAUGUAUGAAGCAAUAUAUAUUGAUAAGUUACUUC